Messenger RNA from Colletotrichum gloeosporioides, 594 nucleotides. RefSeq lists its product as uncharacterized. The record is from RefSeq and is a predicted model, not a curated record. Lineage: Eukaryota; Fungi; Ascomycota; Sordariomycetes; Glomerellales; Glomerellaceae. The transcript has a single exon. The coding region runs from base 1 to 594 and encodes 197 amino acids.
AUGGUCUCCGCAAUUCGCGAAUUCAUCGAAGAGUGCGUCUCAAUCUUCCGCUGCGGUCGCAUUGCUACUGAUGCCCCGAGACAACGCGCAAUGUCCCUGCCUAUGAUUCACUAUCAAUACCCGCCGGAAUCAACCUUGUUUAGAUGCAAGUCUUUCAACCAGGCGAUGCCCCAGCGGGACCCAGCGCGGCUUGGUCCGAGAAACAUAUCCACGGAGGCCGUGGUAGACGCGGAAUACGUAAUGGAGACAAAAUCUGUGGUCAAGAUGGAGGAGCAGAUCAAAUCUUCGGCUAACCUGCCGUACGAUCCCCUCGCCCUGCACCCAGUCACUUUUGACGUUGACAGCCCAACCCCCGAAGACGCAGAAGCUUUGCCUUCCUCGCCUCUGGCACAAGACGUAGAGAAAAACGGAAUAAACGGGGAUUUCCACGAACGCUCGUUCCGCAUGCGCAUGGUAAGAAAUAGCGCCAUCUUGGUUCCUACGUAUCUGCCACCCCCUCGCCGUCUGCUGUCAUCGACUCUUUACUCGAUUGAAGAAGAGGACGAGCCUAGGAACUAUCUUCGUGGCAUGGCUGGCCGAGAGCGCCUUGGAUGA